AUGGAGGGCCAGAGCGUGGAGGAGCUGCUGGCAAAGGCGGAGCGGGACGAGGCAGAACUACAGCGCAUCACGGUGCAGAAGGAAUUGGAGCUGGAGUUCGACCUGGGUAAUUUGCUGGCCUCUGACCGGAACCCCCCGACCGGGCUGCGGCACGCGGGACCCACACAGGAGGCCGAGCUGAGGGCCCUGGCGCGGGACAACACGCAGCUGCUCAUCAACCAGCUGUGGCAGCUGCCUACCGAGCGCGUGGAGGAGGCGCUGGUGGCACGGCUGCCGGAACCCAGCACUCGUCUGCCGCGCGAGAAGCCGGUGCCCCGGCCGCGGCCGCUUACUCGCUGGCAGCAGUUUGCGCGCCUCAAGGGUAUCCGUCCCAAGAAGAAAACCAAUCUGGUGUGGGACGAGGGGAGCGGCCAGUGGCGCCGCCGCUGGGGCUACCAGCGCGCCCGCGACGACACCAAGGAGUGGCUGAUCGAGGUGCCGGGCAAUGCCGACCCCAUGGAGGACCAGUUCGCCAAGCGGAUUCAGGCGAAGAAGGAACGGGUGGCCAAGAACGAACUGAACCGGCUGCGUAACCUGGCCCGCGCGCACAAGAUGCAGCUGCCCAGCGCGGCCGGCAUGCACCCUGCUGGACACCAGAGUAAGGAGGAGCUGGGCCGCGCCAUGCAGGUGGCCAAGGUCUCCACUGCCUCUCUGGGGCGCUUCCAGGAGCGCCUGCCCAAGGAGAAGGCUCCCAGGGGCUCUGGCAAGAAGAGGAAGUUUCAGCCUCUUUUCGGGGACUUUGCGGCCGAGAGAAAGAGCCAGUUGGAGAUGCUGCGAGUGAUGAACAGCAAAAAGCCUCAGUUGGACAUUACGAGGGCCACCAAUAAGCAGAUGAGAGAGAAGGACCAGGAGGAGGCGGCUAAGCGGAGGAAAAUGAGUCAGAAGGGCAAGAGAAAGGGGGGCCGACAGGGUCCCGGGGGUAAGAGGAAAGGGGGCCCGCCCAGCCAAGGAGGGAAGAGGAAAGGGGGUUUGGGAGGCAAGAUGAAUUCCGGACCUCCCGGCCUGAGUGGCAAGAGAAAAGGGGGGCAACACCAAGGAGGAAAGAGGAGGAAGUAAAUUUCAUCCUUGGACCUUCUCCUAAACCAAGAACUGUACUUAAUGCUAAGUUCUAGAUACAGUACCCAGAUGCACAAGAUUUGGCCACUGCCUUCAUUGAGCUUGAGGUUAAAGGGCCAGGUUUACCCUCCUCUGAAGAUGAUAUGUAAAUGUUGGACUGGACAAAUUAAUGUAUUUCCCACAACCAAAA
Messenger RNA from Budorcas taxicolor (takin), 1285 nucleotides. RefSeq names its product ribosome biogenesis regulatory protein homolog. The record is from RefSeq and is a predicted model, not a curated record. Gene Ontology annotation, biological process: ribosomal large subunit export from nucleus; ribosome biogenesis; ribosomal large subunit biogenesis. Gene Ontology annotation, cellular component: nucleolus; nucleus; preribosome, large subunit precursor. Lineage: Eukaryota; Metazoa; Chordata; Mammalia; Artiodactyla; Bovidae. Gene Ontology annotation, molecular function: protein binding.